UUUUUAUUUACUAGUAAUCAAUAGAUCAUUGGUUUUGUUGUCUUUUUAGAGACUGUGGUUUGAAAACUGGGACUGGGGUAGAACCAGUACAUCCCCAACCCAAGAUGAGUGCGACGAAGGAAGAUGUUGAGAAGUUCCUGGAUGGGAACCCGGCUUUCGCCCAGGGCUACUUUAACAAGAAGCUCACACCGGGGGCCCUCUCUGUGAUGGCAGGCAUCUCGGAGUCCAAGGUAGAUUUUGGGAUGUUACAGGAGCUGAGCCAGAUAGAAGAAGGCCAGAUCCUGUUCGACCUGAUCAAAGAAAUGCAGGAGAAUGUGAACAUGGAGAAAGUGGUGUUUAAGAUUCUGAAGAGGAUCGUCGCCCUGAUCCAAGCCGACCGCUGCAGCCUGUUCAUGUACCGGGAGAGGAACGGCAUCGCGGAGCUGGCCACACGUCUCUUCAACAUCACCACAGAGUCGGAGCUGGACGACUGUGUGGUGCACCCUGACCACGAGAUCGUCUUCCCCCUGGACCUUGGGGUGGUGGGAAAUGUGGCCCAGACCAAGAAACACGUCAAUUUGAAAGAUGUCAAUGAGGUAAGAGUCAGACGGGGAAAUGAAAGAUAUACGUUGUGGUAGUGAUGAGGACAGACAGACAGUGUCCCAGAGGCUAGGAGCCAGUGGCUUCAGUGAGAUUGUGUUAAUAAUCUUUUACAAGGCCUUGUCACACACUCCUACAUUAUAUUAUUUUCUAGCUGUACCAACUACCAAAAAUAUCAAACAAUUGCAAAAUAAAUAGAUGUAUCAAGUUUAUGUUCAGCCAGACAAAAAAGUUAAUAGUUAUUCAAUCCAUGCCUAUCCGAACAUACACAAAUUGUUAGAAUUGUGUUUUUUGCUAAAACACAGUGUCACACAAAGUGGUAUUGCAACUAUACUGUACUGUGGGGAGGUUCUAAAUGUAUAUCUGGAGACAACAUAAAUCCUCUUGACAGAUAUAAUCCAGUUAUUAUAUAUCCCUUGACCCCCUGGUGUAACUGGGAUUAUGGCACCUGUUCUGGGGGCGUUUACACUAGGGUCAGCAGGAAGCUAACACGGAUCAAAUUAAUUAAUAUUUCAUAUUGCCCAGAUUUACAUUCACUCUUGAUAAUGGAGUGUACUUCUUACCUGAGCAGUUAUAUUAAUCUGUGGCCUACAAUGUUAUGUAAACUGAAAAUGCCAGAGAUUAACAUGUAUUAUUAAUCUGUGGCCUAUAAUGAUAUGUAAACUGAAAAAGCUCAAAACCAAGCCCAUGUAUUGACUUACAGACAGACCUGUCUUAACACAUCCAUGUGUGAUCUCUGAUGUCAGUGAUUUGUUUUGUUUUCUGCAAUACAGAGUAGUCACUUCAGCUCGUUCGUCGAUGACCUGACAGAGUACAAGACCAUGAACAUUUUAGCCUCGCCCAUCAUGAACGGAGAGGAUGUGGUGGCUGUGAUCAUGGCCCUGAACAAGACUACUGGACCACACUUCACUGCUGAGGAUGAGGAUGUGAGUACUGAGGAAGAAGGCUAUCUGAGAAAAGGAUCCACACAUCUCCAUGUGUCAGUAUCACAAUGGAAAUACUACGAGGUCAUUACAUGACAUUAGAGCUUGAAUUAGUUGGGGAUGAGUAAUCAACAGGUUUUGUCCCAUCCCAAAGUUUGUUCACUCAAAGCAUAUGCAGCAUAUAAACACUGACUGAUGUUGUAGAACAGAAACAUGUCCAUCAAACAAACACAGGGAACACAUACAAACUGUGCCAUUGCUGCCUUAAUGGAGAGGAAGGUUAAAUUCACACCUGAUGUUUUCACAUACUUGCAUUCGUCGCUCUCGUCUUUCCUCUACCACCUUGAUUACACAUCAAUGUAUGUAUUUCUCUGUAAUAAUAAUUCAUAUUUUUGGUCUCCCAGCUUUUUUUGAAGUACCUCAGAAUAGCCACUUUGAACCUGAAGAUUUACCAGCUGAACUACCUGUACAACUGUGAGACUCGAAAAGGACAGGUGAGUCUGCUGUCUGCACUGAUAUUCAGAGGAAUUACUAGUUGUAGAUGACAAUAUGGUGAACACACAAAAAAGGCCAUUUUUUAGCUUUCACACGUUUAUUGAGAUAUCAACCAACUGGUGGUUGUUGUUUUUCUGUCGGGUAUAGGUCCUGUUGUGGUCUGCCAACAAGGUGUUUGAGGAGCUGACAGACAUUGAGAGACAGUUCCACAAAGCCCUGUAUACAGUGCGGGCGUACCUGAACUGUGACAGGUAUUCUGUGGGCCUACUGGACAUGACGAAGGAGAAGGUGGGUGACACUGUCUGCAUGUAGUCGGGACAUUCUUCAAUUGCGGCAUUGUCUUACGCCUUCUUGGUUUUUAUUGAUCUAUAAAGUAGAUUCAAUACUUUUGUUUAAUUUCUUGCAUUGAAAAUAAUAGAUACACUGUAUCUCCAAAACCCCAAAACAUGUCACUACAACUCUACUCAUCACUACUGGAACAAGCCAAUUUGCUUGCCCUAAGUACUUUAAACCAUGCACAAACAUAGAGUUUUGCAGUAUAAAGGACUUGCAUUAUGUUUUAUCAUUGAUAAACAGUUAAUGUGUGAUAUGUAACUAUGUGUCAUUUUAAAGUGUUUUUCAUGGUUGCAAAGGUGAGGGACGUAAAUGCCACCGCAAUUCAAGAAUGAUCCAGCCAUUUAGUCAUCAUAAAGAAUAGUUAUUAUGGGUCUCCUCUGGUAAUACUUGAAUGUUCCAGAGUGGCUGAGUUACAGUUUUGACUUAAAAUCGGCUUGAAAAUCUAUUAACAAAAACUUGAAAAUGGUUGUCUAGCAAUGAUCAACAAUCAAUUUGAUAGAGCUUGAAGAAUUCUGAAAAGAAUAAUGGGCAAAUGUUGCACAAUCCAGGUGUGAAAAGCUCUUAGAGACUUACCCAGAAAGACUCACAGCUGUAAUCACUGCCAAAGGUGAUUGUAGCAUGUAUUGACUCAGGGGUGUGAAUACUUAUAUACAUUAGAUAUUUCUGUAUUUCAUUUUCUGUGCGUAAUAAUCUAUUUAAUCCAUUAUAAAUUCAGGCUAUAACACAACAAAAUGUGGAAUAAAUCAAGGGGUAUGAAUACUUUCUGAAGGCUCUGUAUAUAUUAUUAAUACGCUGUGUGUGACAAUCCAUCUGUGUUAUUGCUUUGUUCCUAUAGGAGUUCUUUGACAUCUGGCCAGUGUUGAUGGGAGACCAGCCCCCCUACUCUGGACCUCUUACCCCUGAUGGCAGAGUAAGUGUUUAUAUCUAUCUACUUAUUACCCCAUGAACUGGUCUUUACCUUUUUGCCUUUGUUUCUGCAAAUGUUUAUUUAUGGUCUGUGAUUUUUUUUGUUAUCUGUGAUUCUAGGAAGUCAUAUUCUACAAAGUCAUUGAUUAUAUUUUGCAUGGAAAAGAGGACAUCAAAGUUAUCGCGUAUGUUUAUCUCACUUUUCUCUGAACAUUAGUGUAUAGUUGAGGUAGUUUCAACCCUGUAUGAUCAGACCUGGGUUCAAAACAAGUACUUUUAUUUGAGUAUUUAAAUGGUUAUUUGUAAAACCAAAAUGUCUACCAAAUUGUAUUUAAGAGGAUUUUCAAAUACUUAUUUCAAAUACAAUUUUCAAAUACUUGGGUUAAACGCAAGGGGAGUGUAUUUGAGUCAGUGUAUUCACAUUUGUCUAAUUAUUUCCAAAUGUAUUUCCAAAUACAUUAAAAUGUUCAACUACUUGUCUUUUCAAAUGAAAUAUUUCUGAAUACUUACUUUGAAUGUAUGUUAAAGUAAUUGAGAUAUUUGAAAUAGUGUUUGAACCAAGGUCUGUGUUUGAUACUGUAUAGCAGAAUAAUCAGUGUGUGUUGUCUGACUGUGUUGUCAACAGGAGUCCCACUCCAGAACACUGGGUUUUGUGUACUGGACUUCCCACAUAUGUGGCUGAAACUGGUCUUGUAAAUUCCCCCUUUUAACUGGCAUUCCAAUAGCAAGUGUUUGAAAUGCUAUCAGAAUUUGGAAUUGACUUGAAAAUAACACAAUGUUCAAAUUGCCAUGAUUUGCAUGUGUUGUUGAUGCUGUACUCUUUAUUUUGAAUAUCUAGAUAUGCAACAUCAUAAAUCCCAUAACAGAGGAGAUGUUCAAGUUUCAGGUACAUUUGCUUCCUUAUAAAAUCAAGUAUCCUUGCAUGUGUUUUUUGCAAAAGGUUUAGCAAUUUCCAUAAUUCCUGUUGACCAUUUACGUUGUGUCUUCCCAUAAUACAGUCAGAACCCUUGGAUGAUAGUGGUUGGACCAUAAAGAAUGUGCUGUCCAUGCCAAUCGUCAACAUGACGGAAGAGAUUGUGGGCGUGGCUACAUUCUACAACAGGAAAGAUGGGAAGCCAUUCGAUCAGCAGGAUGAGGAGCUAAUGGAGGUACUUUGCUGUACUACAGCACCAAACUGGCUUCUCAACAAGUGGCGAAGUCAAGUGGCUCUAGAAAGCCUUGUUCUCCGUAUUUUUUGUGUAUACCAUUCAUUUAUACAAUGCACUGUGGCAGCCAAAUGCCUCCCACUCUCUUCACCACAUUGACCUGAGUGAACCUACUCUGAAUGAUAUUGUGACUGUCUGUCUACCCAUGUUGGCUUCUGAGUGAACCUACUCUGAAUGGCAUUGUUUCUGUCGGUCUCCCCAGGCUAUGACUAACUUCCUGGGCUGGUCCCACCUCAAUACAGACACCUAUGACAGGAUGAAAAUGAUAGAGAACCGGAAAGAUAUCGCUCAGGACAUGGUGCUCUACCACGUCAAGUGCCGUGAUGACGAAAUACAGAAAAUCCUGGUGAAGCCUUGCUCAAAGAUAUACACCACAGAUCUAACCUCCUUUACACGAGAAGUGUUGUUUUAAUGUUUGACACUCAUUGUUGUUUCAUGUCUGUUAGAAAACCAGACAGUAUUUCAACAGAGAGCCCUGUGACUGUGAAGAGGAUGAGUUCCUGCAGAUUCUGGUAUUACUACCUUAUAUUUGUAGAAUAACAAUUUGGUCAUAAUCUGGAGGUUGUAGAAUUAUCCCUGAUUUAGUCACUAGAGUACAUUUAUAAGUACUGGAACAGUAGGUCUGCAUUUGAAAGCUAGAUUUAUAUGGUUGUACAGAUGUAGGAUCUUAAUUUGAUCACCCUGUUGCAGGAUAACUUUCCUGAAAUGCAGGAAAUGUAAAACCUAUAGUGUAUUUGAGGUUUAAAAAGGCUUGAUUUUCCCUACAAAAAUGCCCAUUAAUUAUAAUCGACAUAAUAAUUCAAAUAUCCUGUUGCUGCAGGAUUAUUUUCCUGCUGUAGCAAACUAGCUCAAAUUAAGAUCCUACAUCUGCAUGUUUAGUUUUUGUUAAUAAUGCCAUAAUAAUCAUGCAUUAUCACACAGAAAAAAGAACUACCUGGCCCCAAGAAGUUUGAGAUCUAUGAGUUCGGGUUCUCUGACUUUGACCUCACAGAGCUGGAGCUGGUGAUGUGUGGGAUCCAGAUGUUCUAUGAGGUCGGAGUGGUCAAGAAGUUCCAGGUUCCACAGGAGGUACAGUACAAUCAUGAUCUGUACUGCAACAUCUUUCAAUGCAGGGAAAGUGUCAAUUCUGAAUCAUUUCUAUGCAGUUUGUCAUUAGUUACUUUAUUGCUCUCCCAUACUAUCUGCAAAUGCUCUAAAGUUCUAAAGUUAUAUACCUCUUAAGCCACACUUCCAAAUCCUAUGAAAACCAACAGGCAUCUUUGUUUAUUUCAACAGGUUCUGGUGCGCUUCAUGUACUCUAUCAGCAAAGGCUACAGGAAAAUGCCCUAUCACAACUGGCGCCACGGUUUCAAUGUCGGACAGACCAUGUUCACACUGCUGACGGUAGGAAUGCUUACGCCUCAGUAAUGCACCCUAACUUUAUUUUGUCUCACAGAAAAUAAAAGGCACAUUUUCUUACUUGCUAAAAAACUUAACUGAAGACAUAAUUGAAAGAUCUCUAAUUCUGAAAGUUUAACUGCUGUAUUUUGUUGUGUCAGACAGGGAACCUGAAGAGAUACUACACAGAUCUAGAGGUGAUGGCAAUGAUCACAUCUGCUUUCCUCCAUGAUAUCGACCACAGGGGCACCAACAACCUCUACCAGGUGAAGUGAGUACUCCUGGGAUUAUCUGCUCUCUUUUUACUCUGUUCUCUGAAAGUUGGUACAGAUGUUGGAUGUUAAUUUGACCAGUAUUGACACAGCAAAAUAGUCCUGCAGCAACAGGAUUUGAAUGUUUAGUCCAUUAUGUUGCUUGAUCGGUGGUUAGGCUAUUAGCUGGCCAAAAGUAAGCUACAUGAAAAGUGCAAUACUGUUAAUAUAGUCGUGUUAGUGUGGGUUUUCAGUGAAUUUAUGUAAAUCACGAAGCUCAUCUGCAUUUCCUGCAGAGCAGGAAAAUUCUCAGCAACAAAAUAGUGAUCAAAUUAAGAUCCUACAUCUGUACAACCAGUCCUUAACUUAUCUCUGGGUCUCUUAUUUUACUCACUCUCUCAUCAUAACUGAGGCCUUGCAUGUGGAGAAGCACCUUGAUUAGCUUUGUGUGAUGAAUGGCUUAUGAUGAGCUCUUUACAGUGUCUGGUCUGGUCUCCCCUCAUGAACAGAUCUGGUAACCCAAUAGCCAAGCUUCACGGCUCAUCCGUCCUGGAGAGGCAUCAUCUAGAAUUUAGCAAGUUCCUUCUGGCAGACGAGGUACGUAAGGCUUUUGUAUCUCAGCCAUAAACGUUCACUACUACAGCAGCACAUUUGAUGUCAAUUAUUUAUACUUUAUGCUUCCAUGUUGAUCACAUGCUGUAGUCUAACUCCUCCAUCCUCCCCCAGUCCUUGAAUAUCUACCAGAACCUCAACAGAAGACAGAAUGAGCAUGCCAUCCACCUCAUGGACAUUGCCAUCAUUGCAACAGAUUUGCAACUUUAUUUCAAGUGAGUAACGCACCUGAGCUCCCUACAAAUGUACAUUUACAUUUAAGUCAUUUAGCAGACGCUCUUAUCCAGAGCGACUUACAGUUAGUGAAUACAUAUAUAUAUAUUUUUUAUACUGGCCCCCCGUGGGAAUCGAACCCACAACCCUGGCGUUGCAAACGCCAUGCUCUAUCAACUGAGCUACAUCCCUGCCGGCCAUUCCCUCCCCUACCCUGGACGACGCUGGGCCAAUUGUGCGCCGCCCAUGAGUCUCCCGGUCGCGGCCAGCUGCGACAGAGCCUGGAUUCGAACCAGGAUCUCUAGUGGCACAGUUAGCACUGUGAUGCAGUGCCUUAGACCACUGCGCCACUCAGGAGUUAGGAGCUUAAUUCAAUUAAGUUUGCUACAGCAGGAAAAUAAUCCUGCAGCAACAGGAAAUGUGAAUUAUUAUGUGGAUUAAAAUUGAUGGACAUUUUUUGUAGGGGUUUAUACAUUUUUCAUUAGGGCAAAUCUGACAUUUUAAAGUGGAAAUUACAAACUUUAGAAUACUUUUUAAAGCUUGAAUACACUACAAGUUUUGCAUUUCAUGCUGUGCAGGAAAAUUAUCCGCAACAAAAGAGUGAUCAAAUUAAGAUCCUACAUCUGUAUUUACUUACAGUGCCUUUGGAAAGUAUUCAGACCCCUUGACAUUUUCCACAUUUUGUCAGGUUACAGCCUUAUUCUAAAAUUGAUUAAAUCUUUUUUUUUCUCAUCAAUCUACACACAAUUCCCCAUAAUGACAAAGCAAAAACUAGUUUUUAGACAUUUUUGCUAAUUUAUUACAAAUAAAAAACAGAAAUAUCACAUUUACAUAAGUAUUCAGACCCUUUACUCAGUACUUUGUUGAAGCACCUUUGGCAGCGAUAACAGCUUCGAGUCUUCUUGGGUAUGAUGCUACAAGCUUGACACACCUGUAUUUGGGGAGUUUCUCCCAUUCUUCUCUGCAGAUCCUCUCAAGUUAUGUUAGGUUGGAUGGGGAGCAUUGGUGCACAGCUAUUUUCAGGUCUAUCCAGAGAUGUUCGAUCGGGUUCAAGUCCGGGCUCUGGCUGGGCCACUCAAGGACAUUCAGAGACUUGUCCCAAAGCCACUCCUGCGUUGUCUUGGCUGUGUGCUUAGGGUCGUUGUCCUGUUGGAAGGUGAACCUUUGCCCCAGUCUGAGGUCCUGAGCUCUCUGGAACAGGUUUUCAUCAAGGAUCUCUCUGUACUUUGCUCCGUUCAUCUUUCCCUCAAUCCUGACUAGUCUCCCAGUCCCUGCCACUGAAAAACAUCCCCACAGCAUGAUGCUGCAACCACCAUGCUUCACUGUAGGGAUGGUGCUAGGUUUCCUCCAGAUGUGACGCUUGGCAUUCAGGCCAAAGAGUUCAAUCUUGGUUUCAUCAGACCAGAGAAACUUGUUUCUCAUGGUCAGAGUCUUUAGGUGCCCUUUGGCAAACUCCAAGCGGGCUGUCAUGUGCCUUUUACUGAGGAGGAGCUUCCGUCUGGCCACUCUACCAUAAAGGCCUAAUUGGUGGAGUGCUGCAGAGAUGGUUGUCCUUCUGGAAGGUUCUCCCAUCUCCACAGAGGAACUCCAGAGCUCUGUCAGAGUGACCAUCGAGGUCUUGGUCACCUCCCUGACCAAGGCCCUUCUCCCCCGAUUGCUCAGUUUGGCCGGGCGGCCAGCUCUAGGAAUAGACUUGGUGGUUCCAAACUUCUUCCAUUUAAGAAUGAUGGAGGCCACUGUGUUCUUGGGGACCUUCAAUGCUGCAGACAUUUUUUGGUACCCUUACCCAGAUCUGUGCCUCAACACAAUCCUGUCUCUGAGCUUUACGGACAAUUCCUUCAACCUCAUGGCUUGGUUUUUGCUCUGACAUGCACUGUCAACUGUGGGACCUUAUAUAGACAGGUGUGUGCCUUUCCAAAUCAUGUCCAAUCAAUUGAAUUUACCACAGGUGGUCUCCAAUCAAGUUGUUUAAUCAUCUCAAGGAUGAUCAAUGUAAACAGGAUGCACCUGAGCUCAAUUUUGAGUCUCAUAGCAAAGGGUCUGAAUACUUAUGUAAAUAAGGUAUUUCAGUUUUUUAUUUUUAAUACAUUUUGCAAAAACUUAUAAAAACCUGUUUUCGCUUUGUCAUUAUGGGGUAUUGUGUGUAGAUUUCUGAGGAAAAUGAUUUAUUUAAUCAAUUUUACAGUAAGGCUGUAACGUAACAAAAUGUGGAAAAAGUCAAGGGGUCUGAAUACUUCCGAAAGCACUGUAACUGCAAUACAUAUUGUAUGCCCUAUGCAAAUCUUAGGAAAAAUGUUUUGUUGUCAAUGUGGACUCUUUUUCUGCAUAUUAAAGCACGGAUUUAGAUGUGACGAUCAAGCCUACUUAACCCUGUAAAGUUGCGGAAACAAGAUUUCACAAUGCGCUGCUUAUAACUUUAACUGAAUGUAUAAAUCUCUGUUUGGACAUUUUCCAAUGUCACCAGGAAGCGAACAAUGUUCCAGAAGAUUGUUGACCUAUCAAAGACCUACGAAGAUGAGAAGAAGUGGGUGGACUGGAUGUCCCUGGAGACUACCAGGAAAGAGAUUGUCCUGUGAGUGCAGUUCAUGGUAGAGGGAGGAUUGUAGUGAUAGGGGGAUAUGUAGGAUUAUAACAUGCACAUUGGAUCUUAUCUUAGCAUUUCUAUAGUACGCUGAACCUUCGAUAAUUUCCCUUAAAGGGCCAUGAUGAUGAUAGCAUGUGACUUGUCAGCCCUCACUAAGCCAUGGGAGGUACAAAGCAAGGUGAGCACCUCCCCUGAUUAUAGCUUGAUUAUAUACCUUGAAGACAUUUUAGCAGAUGCUUUUGUGUUUCUGUAAAUGAAUAUAGCUAUCCAAUAUAGUGAAAUACAUUGGACUGCCUGGCUUCUUCCAGGUGGCGCUGUCUGAAGCAGCUGAGUUCUGGGUGCAGGGUGACUUGGAAAGGGAAGUUCUUGAAAAACAACCCAUUGUGAGUAUAUCAACGUGUGUGUGUGUUCUGCGCACAUCCACAUACAUUUUGACACAUCCAGGAUGGCUGAUGAAGACCUACGUUUUUUGUGUGUGUGUGUGUGUGAAACCAUGUUUCUCCCUCCUUUUCAUCCAGGCCAUGAUGGACAUAAACUGCGCUGGUCAGCUGCCCAAGCUGCAGUGUGGUUUCAUUGACUUUGUCUGCACAUUUGUCUACAAGGUAACGUUACUGCAUGUACUACCACUCGUUCAGACUAGCUACAUCACUCAGCUUCACAGUUAUUGCUAAGCACAAAGUAAACCAUGAAUCAAUAGAUCUUAGUGUUUGGUCAAAUAGUUGGCAUACCUUCAAUUGGAUGUGUAGAAUGACCAAAUGCACAAAUAAUUGCCAUUCAGACUAGCAUUAUCUGGUUAGAUAGCUUGACUGUCAGAAACAGAAGAGCUCUCAAGUUUUUGUUUUGUUGUUUAUCCGUCAGGAAUUCACCCGCUUCCAUCCGGCCAUCCAGCCGAUGUAUGAUGGCAUGCUGAACAACAGGAAGGAGUGGAAGGCCAAGCAGGAAGAGUACGAGGCCAAGCAGGCCAUCCUGGAAGCCCAGUCA
Molecule: messenger RNA, 10462 nt
Organism: Coregonus sp. 'balchen'
Lineage: Eukaryota; Metazoa; Chordata; Actinopteri; Salmoniformes; Salmonidae
Source: the annotation of a GenBank genome assembly